CCUUAGAGCUAGAAAGUCCGUGCUAACAUCAUGUCGUCCGUCGAGUUUGUCUCUUGACACCGAACAAGACGCGAUAAAACCCUGGACACUUUAAUGUUUUUGACAGAAUGAUGGAAUUUAACCGGGAUGUGUCGUUUUCCGCGCUCUGCUGAGCAUUUGUGUCUCCGGUCCAGCGGCAACAAUAACAACACAGCUGGCUGAAAAGGAGCGGUUAACUGCCCGGAAGGAGGCCGCCGCAGCACCGGGUGGAGAUUUAACUUUUUUCUGCUCCAACAUCUGCACAACGUAAAGUCUGCAGGCUUAACAUACACUGAUAUUUAAGCGAUUUAUUUCGGAAUGGAGUUGGGAAUAUGCAAAGAAGAGUGCUUGGCAACCGUAAGAGGUCAGGAGCUGAGGUCUGGCCAGAAGGAGCCCAGACUACUGUCACUAAUUGAACGCAGUGGAGUGUUUAUAUUGGGUGUUUUGGCCAACCCUGAGGCUGUGGUGUCUCGUCCAGUGGCCCAGUUGUCCAUACCCAUUAAUGAUAAGUUUGUAAUUGUGAGAGAAGCUGAGGAGGCGCUGCUUAUUGACCUCUCUAUAGAUUCCUGUGUUAAACUACGAAUCAAGGGCGAAAAAGCACCAGAGCUGCUGCUGGAACUUCAGGAUGACGACCGGACUCAACUUUUCUUAACCCAAGUGAAAAGUGUUCAGCAACAAGUUGCAUCCAAACUUCUUAAGCCUAAAGCAACACCUCCAGGAGCACCAGCCCCUGUACCACCCAAAGGAGCACUCACUAUGGGUGGUGGAGAAAAUCCAGCCAACACUGGAGGUGCACCGCAAGCUGUCAACAACAGCACUGCAACAAAUCAUAAUCAAACUGAUCCAGUACAAAUGCUUGCAGAUUUUGGAUUUGAGCCGAACGUCAACAACGCUCUCAAAGUGGAAGAGAAGAAAAAUCAACAGAAUCGCUUUGUUGCCUCCAGGGAGCCACCUCCCAUUCCCUCUCUACCUCCUCGCAAAGCCUCCAUCCCGCCAUCAAGUCCUCUUCCUCCUCCACCCAUUCAGAAAGACAAACCUGUCUCUGUACAGGCCAAAGGCAGCUCUGCAGUAACUAGCACUAAGCCAGAUAGUUCAAGAUCAGGAUAUGACAACAUGAACCAGCCUUGGUGUGAAAGUCCCACCACAAAGACUAUGUUAUCCAGUCCAUCAGGACAAAGAGAAUACUUUAUUAAACACCGCCUGGGAAAGAAGGAAAAAGAGUAUGUGGAUAUCAAACACUUCAGUUUCUUUAUAGGUACAUGGAACGUUAAUGGCCAGUCUCCAGACAGCAGCCUUCACCCUUGGCUUUGCUGUGACACCGAAGCUCCUGAUAUUUUUGCCAUCGGUUUUCAAGAGCUAGACCUGAGCACAGAGGCUUUCUUCUACAUGGACUCGUCCAAAGAGCAGCUGUGGAUUGAAGCUGUGGAGAGGAGCUUGCAUGCAAAAAGCAUGUACAGGAGGAUUCGGACCAUACGACUUGUUGGGAUGAUGCUUGUGGUCUACGCCAAGAAGAUUCAUAAGAAAUACAUAAGUGAAGUGGCUGCAGAGCAUGUGGGGACAGGCAUCAUGGGAAAAAUGGGGAACAAAGGAGGUGUGGCCGUGAGGUUUGUUUUCUAUAACACCAGCUUCUGCUUCGUCAACUCCCAUCUAGCUGCACAUGUGGAAGACUUUGAACGCCGUAACCAGGACUAUAGAGACAUAUGUGCUCGUAUGACUUUCCACCUGCUGGAUCAACCCCCUCUGAGUAUCGUCAAGCACGAUGUGGUGAUUUGGCUCGGGGACCUAAACUAUCGUCUCUUCCAGUACGAAGCAGCUGUGGUCAAACAAUUCAUUGCUCAGAAAGCCUUGAAGAAGCUACAGGAGAGUGAUCAGCUCAACAUUCAGAGGCAAACAAAAAGAGCCUUCACUGACUUCAAGGAGGGAGAAAUUACCUUUGUUCCCACCUACAAAUAUGACACAAAAACAGACCAGUGGGACUCGAGUGGGAAAUGCCGAGUCCCAGCUUGGUGUGACAGAAUCCUGUGGAGGGGCAACAGUGUUGAGCAACUUAAGUAUCGGAGUCACAUGGAAAUGAAAACAAGUGACCACAAGCCUGUCAGCGCCCUCUUUAAGAUAGGGGUGAAAGUCCCGGAUGAGCAGCGCCGCAAAAAGGUGUUUGAGGAGAUUGUUCGAGCCAUGGACAGAAUGGAGAACGACUUCCUUCCAUCUGUGUCUCUGACCAGCAUAACCUUUGCAUUUCUGGAUGUAAAGUUCAGGCAGCUUCAGAAGGAGCGCUUCCUGAUCAAAAAUGAUGGGCAGGUACCCUGUCACUUCGCCUUCAUCCCCAAACUCAACGACGCACAGUACUGCAAGUCUUGGCUGCGUGCCGAGCCCAGCGAUGGAUUCUUAGAGCCCAAUGAGACCCUGGAGAUCUAUCUGGAGGUGUACGUCAGUAAAGACUCAGUCACGCUGCUGAACUCUGGAGAAGACGCCAUAGAAGAUAUUCUGGUGCUUCAUUUGGACCGUGGCAAGGACUACUUCAUCACCAUCACUGGCAACUACCUGCCCAGCUGCUUUGGCACGUCGCUGGAGACUCUGUGCCGCAUGAAGAAGCCAAUCAGAGAGGUCCCCGUUGAAAAGCUCUGCGACCUGGGAGAGGACAGCUUCAUGGAAAAGGAAAGGUCUAAGGUGAACUUCAUGCUGGUGGAUGGGGCAGGUCCUGAGGACAAACCUCUAAAGAUCCCCAAAGAGGUGUGGAUCCUGGUCAACCACCUCUUCACCAAGUCCUGUGACCAAGAGGACCUGUUCCAGACACCAGGAUUACAGGAGGAGCUUCAGAGUAUCAUCGACUGUCUGGACACCAGCAUCCCAGAUUACCUACCUGGCUGUAACCACUCUGUAGCUGAGGCUCUGCUGAUCUUCCUGGAGGCCCUGCCGGAGCCUGUUGUGUGUUAUGAACUCUACCAACGGUGCCUAGACUGUUCUCAUGACAGCCGCCUCUGCAAACAGCUGGUCACCCAGUUGCCCCGAGCUCACCGCAACGUGUUUCGCUACCUGAUGGCCUUCUUGAAAGAACUUCUGAAACACUCUCACAAUAACAACCUAACGGCUAACCUCGUAGCUACCCUCUUUGCCAGCCUCCUCAUUCGACCGCCUCCCAACUUGGUGGGCAGGCAGACGUCGCACGACCGACAGAAAGCCAUCAACUUUAUUCUGGGUUUCCUCAUGGCCGGAGAUGAGGAGUAACUGAGGCUGAGGAUUCCUCACCUGGACCCGUAUCACACUGUGUAAUGCUCUGCUUUGUUGUUCUGUUACCUGCUGGAGACCAGUGCAGCCAUGUUUUACCCUCUCUGGCAUCAGAGGUACCCCAGACUUUAAUUUGAACUUACAGCAGGUGUCAUAUCUUCAGUUUUUACACGGAUCGACUCGUCGCUGGAUGUGGAAGCUUUUGGAAGAAGUUUGAACUGAUGCUUUUGCACUUUUGUCUUGACCUAAAGGAUGUGUGCUGCCUCCUCGCUGUCAGCUGACGCUUCUUGUUGUAGGUGCUCAUGCCAAAAUAACUCCUGAAUGGUGAGAGGCACGGAUGUAAAAACACUACGAGUCCAUGACGGCUAAAAUAAAGAUUUAGUUACACUAAA
Messenger RNA from Nematolebias whitei (Rio pearlfish), 3635 nucleotides. RefSeq names its product OCRL inositol polyphosphate-5-phosphatase (gene ocrl). NCBI's taxonomy places the organism in Eukaryota, Metazoa, Chordata, Actinopteri, Cyprinodontiformes, Rivulidae. Gene Ontology annotation, cellular component: cytoplasm; membrane. The transcript is spliced from 24 exons. Bases 337 to 3243 code for a protein of 968 amino acids. Gene Ontology annotation, molecular function: inositol phosphate phosphatase activity; phosphatidylinositol-4,5-bisphosphate 5-phosphatase activity. Gene Ontology annotation, biological process: signal transduction; phosphatidylinositol dephosphorylation. The record is from RefSeq and is a predicted model, not a curated record.